Molecule: messenger RNA, 1446 nt
Organism: Colletotrichum scovillei
Lineage: Eukaryota; Fungi; Ascomycota; Sordariomycetes; Glomerellales; Glomerellaceae
Product: FAD binding domain-containing protein
Exons: 2
Coding region: 10-1446 (478 amino acids)
Biological process (GO): secondary metabolite biosynthetic process
Molecular function (GO): monooxygenase activity; FAD binding
Source: RefSeq, a predicted model, not a curated record
ACCAGCAUCAUGUCGCCAUCAACGUCGAGGAGUUAUCUGAUUCAAGAAAAGCAACAGCGCGAUGCGAGUAGUAAGCUUCACGUGAUAAUCGUGGGAGCGGGUCUUGGUGGCCUAGGCGCCGCCAUCUCGACGCUGCUGGCUGGACACGAUGUCACGGUUCUAGAGGCCGCCUCAAAUAUUGGCGAGGUCGGUGCGGGCAUCCAAGUCCUCCCGAACGCCGCCCGCGUCCUAUUCUCCUGGGGCUUAGAGGAGAAGCUGGAAAAGUACGCCACAAAGCCUCAGAAAUGCAACUUUAUCGGCUGGAAAGGCAACUUCCUGUCCGAAAUGGAUUAUCACAAGUACGCCGCGGCAGCGGGAGAUUUCCCCUUCUGGGAUUUCCAUCGCUCCGACCUGCAUCGGUGUCUCCUCGAGCGCGCAGUGGAGCUUGGCGCGAAGCUCGAGACGAAUGCAAAGGUCGAUACUUUUACAAUCUCACCGGAUGACACGACGGCUACAGUAUACCUCGUUGGCGGACGCAGCCUGACGUGCGAUCUUCUCGUUGGCGCGGACGGCAUCAACUCCAAGCUGAGGGAGGAGUUCCUGCGCAAGCCUGAUCCACCUCAGCUGACAGGGGACCUGGCUUAUCGACUGCUUUUGAACACGGCCGACAUGCUCAAGGACCCCGAAUUGAGGCACUUUGUGGAGAACCCCCAAGUCAACUACUGGGUUGGGCCGGACAAGCACGCGGUGAACUACGUUCUCAAGGGCGGUCAGCUCUUCAACAUGGUGUUGCUGGUACCGGACGACAUGCCCGUCGACGGCGGCAACACCCUGCAGGGAAACAUUGAGGAGAUGCGGGGCCAUUUCGCAGGCUGGGAUCCCCGCAUCGGCAAGAUGCUCCAGAUGUGCGAUGAGGUUCUGAAAUGGAGACUGUGCAUUCGGCCAGGCCUGGAACCAACGUGGUCCCAUCCGUCUGGCGCCUUCACGAUGCUCGGAGACGCCGUGCACGCGACACUGCCUUACCUGGCCAGCGGGGCAGGCAUGGCGCUCGAGGACGGAGGGGUUCUGGGUCUCUGCCUCGCUCGACUGACCGACACUUCAGCCGCAUCAAAGCGACAGGCCCUAAAGGUCUACGAGGACUGCCGACGGGAGCGGACGGAGAGGGUCGUCCGCCGCGGAACAUACAACCAGUGGAUCUAUCACCUCCACGACGGGCCAGAGCAGGUUGAGCGAGACGCGAAGUUCAAGGAGUUCGAGGAGAUGGACGCGAAGUGGCUGGGCGAGGAUUCAGCCGUGUUGCCCGCAUCUCAGGAGACAGGAGAUGACCCCUUUCCGUGGAGGUAUCAUGGCGUAGGGAGGUGGUUGUUGACAUACGACAUGUGGAAGGAUAUCGAAUCGAAAUGGCCCUCCGAAUCGGCCGGCACAUCGGCAAAAGGAGGAAACCCAACCCCUCGCGCAAGUUUGUAG